UUUCCAGUGUUACAACUAUGUCGAGCUGAAAUAUCGGAUAAGCAACCGGAGUGGUACUCUGCGAAUGUGAUUAAUGAUGGAUUCCAACCGAAGCCCAUAUCAGAACUCUUCUCGACUGAAUCAUCAUUUUCGUCAACGAAUCCUAUAAUAGUGCUGUCAAAAUCAAGUGAAAUUCCUGAUGAAAUUUCCCUUCUAUCAACGCUAAAACCGCCGACACGUAGUAUAUCUUCAACACUUGAAGAUUUUAUAAACAGUCUACCAACAUCUACAGUGCCUUCAACGGUAGCAAUAUCUGAGACGCCAUCGUCAUCCACGCCGCCAACCUCAUCUUCAACGAUUGCUGUUCAAGUUCAAACUGAACCUCAGGAGACAUCUGCCCCUCCUUUUUUGCCUAAUGUUCCUCCUGGGCCGCUUGAAAUACAGCUCGUUAUACCAUUUGUGACUAGAGAGCCCCCGUCGGUGCAACAAUCACAAAAUGCACAGCUUUCUCAGAUGGAACAACCAAUUUCUCCGGUGGGUCAAUUAGACCUAUCCGUUCAGGCACCUAUUCAACCAUUGAUAGUAUUUAAUCAAAGUACCAGCGGGGUACCUUCACGAUCACAGUCGUCGCAGAACCAAUCACAACAGAUUCGGUUGGAACUGGUCCCUCAAGUGCAAAACUUGCCUGUACUGCCCAUAUCCAAUGUACCAGAGAUAUCACCACAGCAGAUAGUCACCCAGUUGCCAAUACAAUCGUCAACACCCUCUCCUCAAUCAAAUUACUUUUUGAUUUACCAACAGGCGCCACAGAAUAUCCAAAAUUAUCCAUUACCCCAACCGUCUGGAGUUAAUUCACAAGUUCCAAUGAUUUCUGCCGUCACUACACAGCCUAGUAUACCCCAACCAAUACCGACAGUAUCACCGCCAUCUAUUCCUAAUUCACCUUCUCAAACAGUGCCGCCUACAGCUUCAUCGCCGUCACGAACGACGACAUCAGUUCCUUCGUCUCCUCAAACAGUCUCAACAGUUAUUAACACUAUGCCGGCAACGAGAACCCUGCCUACUACAAGCCCACUUGCUACUGCCAAUUGUCAAAACACAGCAAGACCUUUGCUAUCAACGGCGACUCCAAUACCUAGAACUGAGCCACCACUUUCAUUGCUACCAUUAAGAAUUCGGGUUAUAGCUCCAAGCGGUUCGAUAACUAAUGUAAACAUAAACCCGACAACUACAACGAAAAAACCGAAAACACCUCGGACCCGAAAGCCGAAGCCGAAAGCGAGGAAAAAUUCAUACGAUGUUUGUAUAGAUUCAUGUAAGGGACGAAGAGAUCCUAUAUGCGCUGGACCGUUAUCACCUGGUCUGAUAGAUCCGAAGGAUUUAAAAGGAUUCCCAUCGAUAUGUCAUAUGGCAUGUCACAAUUCCUUUAGAAAGGACACAUAUGAAAAGCUAGUGGACGGACGCUGCGGUAAGCUGCGCACGCGCAUACGGACUGUCGACUCUAACACCAAGCUCAAGAGAGACGAACUAAUCAAAUCGGAAUACACAUUGGACAACACAGGACCAAAGACUAUUUUUCAAUUUUCAGGAUCCAUCAAUUAGACUGAGAUUAAAUAAAACCAAUUAUCUACUAUACGAUAGAGAU
Molecule: messenger RNA, 1624 nt
Organism: Manduca sexta (tobacco hornworm)
Lineage: Eukaryota; Metazoa; Arthropoda; Insecta; Lepidoptera; Sphingidae
Product: mucin-2-like
Exons: 2
Source: RefSeq, a predicted model, not a curated record